ACAACCAAGUCUCUCCAUAGCAACUAGAGAGUUUGAUAAUAAACCUGAAACGAAAUAAAACAUAACGUAUACAACUCAGUACUGAAAGGAAAAUACAAAUAAAAUAACUGAAUAAUAUACGAAUACAGACAACAAAAUGAAUAUUAGCUCAACAAUUUGUUGGUGCAACAUCUACCACAGCAACAGCAUACAAAAUGUUGGGCCAAAUGUGCUCGCUUUGCGUCAGGCAAAUUUGCUCAAAUUUAUGCAGAUGACAACGGGAGCUGUGAGCUAUUUUAAAGCUGAAACUGUUGCAAAUGGUCUCAAUAUUCAUAACUUUGCUGGGCACAAUCGUUUUCCGCUCUUUGCGUUUGAUGAGACUGUCUUAUGUCCGCGUAUUUUUAUUUACAAAUAUCCAGAGAUGACCAGAUUUGCUACACUGCCAACGAGCAUGCUCACGUUCACAGCGUUGAAAUUCUCCGAGCUUGAUUUGCUAAUUGCCGUUGGUGGAUAUCCAAGCUAUCCGAUUUGCGUGUUCAAUUUCCGCACAAAUACCAAAAUUCUAGAGCAUCCGACUAAUAUAAUUACGCGAACUUUCACCAUAGCACUGAGCAGUAGCAAUUCGCCGAGUAUUGUGCAAUACAACAGGGAGAAUAUGGUAAUCUAUUGCUAUGAAAUGUGCUUCAUCGAAAAGGAUGCGUAUCUGCAUCAGGUGUCCGAAGUGGAAAUGGGCAAGAAAUACGUAAAGUCCGCUGAUCAUUUCAUGUGUUUCAGCGAGGAUUCUGGCCUCUAUGUGGUCAACGAUUAUGGCGAAUUCUCACAGAUUGACAUUGCCUGCUUUGCCAUCAAGUCACGCUGGAGUCCCAUGCUCCUAAGUGAAUAUGGCAGAGAGAUGGUAACUCGUGCCCACAGUGUUGUGUCACACAAAAUGGGAUUUCUCAUAGCGAACAACUCGACGGCAUUCUACAUUAAGAAGAAGGCCGGCAACUUCGCUAUUGAAUGGACCAUCGAACAGGGAAUGAACAAAGUCGAUAUGUUCAUCAGCAAUCCGAAUGGCGAACUCUAUGCAUCACAAGAGUUUGGAAUUAUUUCCCAGGUUGGUAUCGAGGAGAGUCUCGGCAAGCUGCAAAAAGUGGUCAACAGUGGCAAAGCGAUUUUAGCAUUCCGCACACUCAACUGUUUCAAGGAGGAAGUCGUUGUGGUCUUGCACAAUGAUGGCGUCGCCAUGAUGGAUCUGGCGUAUGGCAAAACACUCUCAGAAGUGGAGAUUAGCUUGGCCUGCAGCUUGUGUAGUCAUCGCAUGCAGGCCUUUGUGGUUGUGGGCACCGUCGAUGGCUACCUAAUGCUCAUUAACUACGAGAAGCCUUCGGUUGCGAACAUCGUCUUUGAGCUGCAGUGCGACACAGCAGCUGUGUUUUCCAUAGCGUAUCAUGACAACUGUAUCGUAUUCCAGGAUCAGGCCAAAGGCUUUCAUGUCGUUAACGUCGAGUAUCGUCCUAUUAAAAUGACCUAUUACUUUGCCGUCAAGGAUGAGCAGCUGCUGCGCGAAGUCUUUGUUCAUAGCUUUCUCUUGGUUGAGGGUCCUCGAUUGCUGGUCAUGAUUGCACGUGAUAAAACUCUCAAAGCACCAGCGUAUGCUGAGGAAAUGUGGAUCUACAAUUGGACCAAGGACAGACGUUUGCACAGACGUGAAUUACCGUUGCCCAAUCAGUAUGUCUCAUUCUUUGUCCAGGCCCCGAUGGGUCGCUGGGUGACCGUUGAGAUUAUUGCUGCCGUCAAGGAUAGUCCUAUUGUGGAUCAGUUUGUGCUGAACGAGGCCAGCGAACUGCAGUGGGUGUCAUCGAUAAAAACUUCGCAUUAUGGCCACAUCACUGGCGUUGGCCUUACCAAGCAUCUGACCACCUGGAGUGUCGAUGGCAUCAUGGUGCAUUUCCGACAGCAUAAGCGUUCCAAGAAACCGUACAUGAUCUCACGCUUUGUCACGAUCUUUUUUGCACCCGAAUGCCUGCUGCGCGCCAGAGAAUGCUACAACUCCAAAUACCUGAUUGUGUUGAAUGCCGAAAAUGUGCUGUGGGUGGCUCGUUUGCCAUCGCUGGCAGACAACGCGCGAGAGAACGAGGAAUUGCCAGUGCCUCCGAAAUAUGUUGUGCAGCAAACGCGCAUGGUGUCGGCUCCGUUUGUGCCACUUUCUGCGAAGCUGGAGGUGAAGGAGCAAUAUUCACCGGCAGAUAUCUUGAAACGCGAGAAAAUUAUGCACAUGAUACAGGACUUUGCAGCCAAGGUGACGGCAUUAAUCAACUACGACAUCUCUGUGACAGGCAAGACCAAAGGGGUCUUUAAGAAAUUUUGCUAUCACUAUAAAUGGCUCGAGGCGCUGACAGAUGAGGCGCAUAAGUUGUGCGCCUUGGAACGCGAAUCAUUGAUGCGAGCUAUCGAGGAUCAAUCACGCAUACGUGAUUGGAUAAUGCGACUGGUGACCCGAGAUGCCAUCAACAUCAACUACAAAGUGCGAUCCAUUAGUGCCGAGGCAAACUUCGAGAGUUUCUCGCUAGUACGCAAACCAAAUAUGUUAGUCUUUGACAAGUAUCGUUUCUACGAUCUGGAAGAUCAUAUGCGUUUCUCCGCACUAUCCAUGGACGGGAGGGAGUCGGAGAGAACUACUUACAUGGGCAGUAUUGCUGAGAUGAAACCUGACGAGUCAAAGAAUGAACUGAAGCAAUAUGUCGUGGAAGGAACGAGUGUCUAUGAGCACAUAAUGGCGCCACAAUUUCAACUGCAAACCAAGAGCACAGUUACCUCCAAUCAGAUUUUCAAUGACAAUUGCAAGUUUAACUACUAUCUGGCUGAUCCACUGAAGCAGGAGUUCAACAAGCAGUUUCACGAGGCGCAGCAGCUCAAGCGCGAGACCAUCGACAAUGUGCUCAACACCAAUGGAGUGCUCACCAAGAUCUAUGACAAUAUGAAUAUUAUGCUACGUCUUUUGCACAUGGAAACGUUUCAGGCUCCUGCUUUGACAGCGCCUUCGCUGGCUAAGGAUGAGGUAAUCAAAUACAUUAUGGAAGUGGAUGAUUCGGAGAUCAAGGCCAUCAAUCGUAGGAGACGUAAGACCAUUGAUACGGGUGGCAAACGAGGUCGUUUGUUGCUCUGGUCUGCGGAGUUCUGGGCGCGUGCGCUCAUUGUGAUGAUGGAUGGCGUUAUUGAGAAAUUGUGGGAGGAGGAGAUCAAGAAAGACAUUCCCAUACCCGAGUUUGUUUUCAAAAAGCAGCCGCAUGAAUAUUCGCUGGAGGAUCAGAAGAUCUAUCGUGCUUACGAGGAGGCAGUGCAUCAACUCGAGUUAGAUCGUCGCAAGUAUUUGGGCAUUUUGCAUGAUAACGAGGGAAAAACGCUGCAAUUGAAGACGAAGCAUAUUCUUAAACUAAAUCAGCGUGUUGCUGAAUUGAUGCUAAUGAAACUCAAGUACGAUUUCGCCUUGACGCAGAAUCUUGUGAGAAUGCUUAAUCUGAAGACCAUCAAUCAUGUGCGCGAUAAGCUGCGCGAGAAAAUCAAAAGCUAUCGCAACAAUUACAACAAACUCAACGAUUACAUCAAGAGGUACACUUAUCUGCUAGAGUUUUGGGAAGCUACAUUGACGGAUGUGCGCGGUCGACUUGAGGCUCAACAGGUCAGAGAUCGCGCCUUAGAGCGACAAUUUCGUGGUAAUUAUCUCAACACUGUGCCACAUGCCUCACAUGAGAUGACAAAGCUCUUCAAAAAGCGACCCAAACUGUCGAAUAAGCUCUUUAGCACAUCGCUGAUCUGCAGCGAAGUAGCGCACAAGUUGAGUCCCAAGCAAAUCAAUCGAAAUGCUUUUCCCAUGCCUAAGGAAAUCAAUGAUUUCCUCGCCUUGGUCGCUGAGAACGAUGGACCCAAAAAUUGUCCACCUCAGGUGGAUGCCAAGUCCUGGGAAGCCUUUGUCAAGCUGCGUCGUCAGAAGAUUGAAAGCGAAUUGCGGCUGAAAGGUGUUGGAUAUCAGCUGAUCGAUAGUCAGAGCUAUAUCAACAGUCUAACCAACGACAUCGUCAGCUUGAAGGAAUCACAGGCUCAGACCAAAAAACAAAUCGAUGAUACCAUACAGCAAUAUCUCGAAGCCAUGCGGAACAUGACUUUGCAGCUAACUUUGACACUGGGUCAGGUAGAGGUGAAUGUCAGGGGCAAUACAAAAUCGCUUGAAAACUGCGUGCUCAUGCAUGUGGAUGACAUCAAUGAUGUGAACAGCAUGAUAAAGGAUGCUGGCAUGAAGAAAAUCAAAGCUAUGCAACGCGUGGCUGUCUUCAGGCGUCAGGUGAUCUUCAAGGAGUGGGAGCAUAAACUCUACAAAGCCAACAUCGCAUAUCUCAAGUACAUGCUGGAAGCCAUUGAGAAGUGCAAAGUGACCAUAGAUUUUCUCAACAUUUUACGCAACUGGGAAAAAGUCAAAGCAGAUCGUCAGAAAUAUAUGGUUGCUGGGGCCAUCGAACGCAUUAUGGAGCAAAAGAUUGCUGUAUUUCGCAAACAAAUCGAACGCGUCAACAUCAAAAUCGAUAGCGUCAAGGAGAAAACACUAGAAAUCAAACGCCGCAAUCAUGUGAUCAAUGCCAAAAUCGAACGUCUCAAAAUUGAUGUUGCUUUUCAGAACUCGCAACGCGAUAUUAUGAUGGAGCAGCGUCGUGAUCGCGAGCAACGCGAACGCAUGGAACAGAUUAAGACCCAUCGCCAGCUAUUGGAUAAUGUGCGUAAGCAUUAUGCUCAUGUUUUGGAACUGCAAACCAUCUUGGAACUAUUGCGACUACGCACAUAUCCCACCUUGGGUCCUCCUUUGCCUCAGUGCCAUCCUCCUGUGCCGGAGUAUAUAGUUAAUUCUGUGCCAUAGUUAUAUUAACUUUAACUAUUCUGUAUUAAUAUUGUAUUUAACUUAAUACGCUCAUGUAAUGUGAAUAAAACUUUGCUGGCCAA
This is a messenger RNA of Drosophila sulfurigaster albostrigata, 4950 nucleotides long. RefSeq names its product cilia- and flagella-associated protein 43. Gene Ontology annotation, molecular function: protein binding. Bases 137 to 4867 code for a protein of 1576 amino acids. NCBI's taxonomy places the organism in Eukaryota, Metazoa, Arthropoda, Insecta, Diptera, Drosophilidae. Gene Ontology annotation, cellular component: axoneme. Gene Ontology annotation, biological process: cilium assembly. The record is from RefSeq and is a predicted model, not a curated record. The transcript is spliced from 8 exons.